Molecule: messenger RNA, 2273 nt
Organism: Aspergillus pseudotamarii
Lineage: Eukaryota; Fungi; Ascomycota; Eurotiomycetes; Eurotiales; Aspergillaceae
Product: cytochrome P450
Exons: 4
Coding region: 633-2201 (522 amino acids)
Molecular function (GO): heme binding; oxidoreductase activity, acting on paired donors, with incorporation or reduction of molecular oxygen; iron ion binding
Source: RefSeq, a predicted model, not a curated record
GGGAGACUCACCAUCCCAACCUGGCCGCAUUACGGCCCUUCUGAAGGGGCUUAUAUGAGCACUCCAGGCGUAAGUUGUGACAUCUGGAGCACCUUGGCCUCGUACCUUCACACUGCCGGACGUUAGGUCUGCGAUCCGGAUUGCUACAAUGGGGCCACUCGCCUUGAGUUUACGGCGACGGCACUCGACACAGGCCAUCUCUGUUCGACGCAUCCCGCGCAUUUUUUCUCUUCUAUAUCUCAAGCGUUACUACAUGGCAGCAAACAACAUCCAUCCAGCCUUUCGUGUCUUUCCCAUGGCGAUCCCUCCGACAUCUCCCCAGGUCACGGGGACUCCCCCACGCAACUUGACCAAUCGGAUCACCGCCUCCCGCAUGUUUUUGAACCCGAGCAUAUCAGAUCGGACCUUAUGAGAAAUGCAGUUGGAUACGCACUAUUGGUCUGUAGCUCUGGGAUAACUUGCGGUGAUCAUGCACAUGUUGUUGUGGGGUGGUGAAGAGUGUAGUUACCAUAGAAACUCGGCUACGUCGUGCUUACCCGAGGAAUCCCCAAAGUCGAAUAUAUAUAGUAGUACAGAUCUUGCACUACACGAGGGGGGAAACUCCUACUGAUUGGUACUUACGGUAGGCCAUCAUGACAUUUAUUCAGAGUAUCGUAUUAGAGUCGCCGUUGGCUGCGGGUAGCGCUUUCCUUGCCGCCACCGUUGUUGGAUAUGUCGUUUAUCAACGAUACCUGCACCCACUGGCGAAAUACCCAGGUCCAUUCCUUGCCAGUAUCACAGAUCUAUGGCAGGUUCACCAGUUCCUGUCUCUACAGCAACCAUAUCAUCUGACCACACUCCACGAACGAUACGGCCCCAUCGUUAGAUACGGACCGGACAAGCUCAGCAUCACGCACGAGAGUGCUAUCCCCAUAAUCUAUCGGAAAAGCGCCAAAUCGAUGCCGAAGACCGAGUUCUAUGAUGCAUAUGGGGCUGCUCAUCCAAAUGUGUUUGGGAUGCGAGAUGAAGUAAUGCACUCAAUAAGGCGGCGUCAUAUGUCUCACAGCUUUUCUUUAAACUACAUUAAGGAAAUGGAAGAGUAUCUUGACUUAAACAUACGCAUUCUGAAAAAUAAGGUUAGAUCGUACAGUGAGAGAGGGGAAAUAUUUGACCUAAAGAAAACUUUGCAUUACUAUGUAAUCGACGUCUUGGGCGAGCUCGCAUUUAGCCAAUCUUUCGGUGUGCAAGAGGCCGAUGACGAGUCACUUAUCCCGCCGGUGAUCGAGCAUAGCUUUCUAGCGGCUGUCACUGGCGCAUGGCCUGCCAUGACAAUGACCUUGAAACGGUGGCUCCCCUACGUACCACACGCAGGCCUUCGGCGGCUCUUUGCUGGCCGCAAGGCUUGUGCAGAUCUUGCGUCGAGAUGCGUUCAACGACGGCUGAGGGACCUAAAGAAUGAUGGAACUUCAGUGGGAAUACAGGAUAGGAAGGAUAUCCUGACUGACCUGAUCAAGGCGAAACACCCUGAGACGGGCGAAAGGCUGACGCCAACUGAUCUGGAAACGGAGGCAUUUGGUUUCAUAAUUGCCGGAACCCACACAACAAGCGCCACAUCUACACUUCUCUUCUAUCAUCUUCUCCACAACCCUGAGCUCAUGAGAAUAUGCGUUGAGGAGAUCGACUCUAACCUUCCGUCCCUUGAACGGACCGAGACUGCGUACUCGAUUACAGUCGCAGAAGCCUCUCUGCCAUUCUUACGAAACUGUAUUCGAGAGAACUUCCGCAUUACCCCGGUGUUCACGAUGCCGUUAGCACGUCGUGUUACUGAUCCCGCCGGAGUAACAAUAGAAGGCGAAUACUUCCCUCAAGGGACGUCACUCGCUGUAUGCAACCACGCAUUCCACCACAACCCGACUGUCUGGGGGGAGGAUCAUAAUAUAUUCAAUCCCAAUCGCUGGGACAGUCCAGAUAUAAGCGCUAAAGCCCGGCUCCUGAUGCAUUUUGGACUGGGUGGCCGACAGUGUAUUGGGAAGACUGUGGCGACUACCAAUAUAUACAAGUUGCUUAGUACACUGCUUAAGGAGUUUACGUUUGAGCUAGCUGAUGAGCGGGAGCGGGUGGAUGUGGAGAAGGGCAUGUAUAAAGGCAGAAUCCCGAAGCUUUUUAGUGUUGGAAUCAGUGACCUGCAGGGACCUUUGCUCGUUAGGGCUCAUGUUCGUUGACAUCUUUAAGGAAGCGUUACUACAGAGAAUCAUCGGUUUGUUAUAGUAAGGCAUUUGAUGGUAUGUGGCAUU